CCCCGUCCCUAUCCCUGGUUCCCCUCUGCUCCCUCUCCGGCUCCCCCGAUCUGAAGUCGCCGCCAGCCGCCAGCCGCCUCCCGCCUGCCUCCGGGGUCCGUGCCUCGCCACCCACUCGCCGUCGCCGCCUCCCCUUGUCUCCGUGCCCCGCCUCCGCCCCCGCCGCGCUCUUCCUCACGCGCUGCUUCCGCGCCCGCGCGCUCCACCGCACCCACCCGCCCGGUCCUGUUCGGCGGUCCGGCGGUGUGCAGGCGUGACCGCGCGUUCCGUGCACCCUGCCCUGCACUACAGCAAGCAGCCAGCCUGCGGCCACCAGCUACCACCCGGCCCUCCCUCCGCCCCACGACUAAACACAGCACACAGGUGGACCACCCUUUUUAAAAUUCCUACUUAGAUCCAGCUACCGGAGAGCGGAACCGUGCCUGCCCAAGAUGGGAAUGGAGGAGUCGGCGGGGGGCGCCGCGAGGCAGGCCAAGGAGUCGCUGGAGCUGGCGUUCCAGAUGUCCCAGAUCCUCGACACCGGCCUCGACCGCCACACCCUCUCGCUGCUCAUGGCGCUCUGCGACCGCGGCGCCAACCCGGAGGCCCUCGCCGCCCUCGUCCGCGAGCUCUCCUCCACCGCUCCCCCGGCCCCCGCCACCCCCACCGCGCCCGCCUCCAACGUCGUGGCGGCCCCGACCGCUCCCUCGCUGUUCCCCUCCGGCUUUCGCCAGCUCUAGGCUACUAGGGUUCGUGCCCUCGACCGCUUCUUCUUUUUCCUCCCAGAUGACACCGCUUGUCACUUGAUCGCCUUGUACGUGUGCACCUAGGCCUUCCAUCCUGUAUGCUGAAACUGGUUCCUGAUUUGUAUUCUCAAGAUUGAUAAUGCCAGGGGGUCUGUGUCAAACUCUCUCACACUCUAGCAAAUGAUUUUCUCUUCUGUUUUCUGAAAUCGCUUCCUGGUGUGUAUCCCCAAUAUUGAUAAUGCAAUGGAAUCUGUCAAAUUCUGUUAUCCACAUUCUUGCACAUGGAUUCAUUCAUUGGAAUUAUCUAUAUCGUUAUGACACCAAUUCAAGAUUGCAGAGACGAAUUUGAAAUACAGUCUACUUAUUUGGAUCACCUGUAUAAUUGUGAAUUCCAUGUUUAAGUGACUCGAAACAUGCCCAUGAGUAGAAUUGUUGUUAUGUCAA
Triticum aestivum (bread wheat) is the source of this 1169-nucleotide messenger RNA. Its product is annotated as mitotic-spindle organizing protein 1B. The record is from RefSeq and is a predicted model, not a curated record. Gene Ontology annotation, cellular component: gamma-tubulin ring complex; interphase microtubule organizing center; spindle. Gene Ontology annotation, biological process: mitotic spindle assembly; microtubule nucleation by interphase microtubule organizing center; gamma-tubulin complex localization. NCBI's taxonomy places the organism in Eukaryota, Viridiplantae, Streptophyta, Magnoliopsida, Poales, Poaceae. Bases 432 to 719 code for a protein of 95 amino acids. The transcript is spliced from 2 exons.